UCCUUUUCUCUUUCUUUCUUUCUUUCUCUCGUUCUCUCUUUCUCUUCUUUGGUAUCUGGUGGAGUUGACGCUGAAGUCAGGUACUGGAUACGGUAAGGUGUAGUACUGACACUGACAGAACAGUACUUAAGUCUCCCGCCGACCAAUCCGAUUCGCCCGAUUCUCCCUUCACCAGCGUGGAUUAAUUCUUAGUAACCACCCAUCCACCCAUCCAUCAUCCGUCAUCCCGUCAUCCCGUCAUCCCGUCAUCCCCGUCCUUCUUCCUUUUCUUUCUCCCCUUCUUCUUCUUUUCCUCCUGACUGCUCCUAUCCCCCCCCCCUUGAAUGGAGACGACAACCAUGCCGACACCGAGUCGACUCGGUCUGUUACAGCCAGGGUUGCUGGCAGCCCUGCUGCUACUGACCCCCUCCUCCGUUCUGGCCCACGAGGGCCACGAGAAUGUCCCCGAGGGUGCCGCCGUCUCCGAUGAUCCCAUUGAUUCAACAUUAUGGAUUCACAUGAUUCUCAUGGGGUUUGCCUUUGGCGUCAUCUUCCCGUUGGGCAUGGUUCUUGGGAUUGUGCGCUCGCGGUGGCACGUUCCCCUCCAAAUCGUCGGUUCGAUAAUCGCCGUUGUCGCAUACUUCCUCGGCCAUGCCCACAAAGGUCGCCAGUUUUCGAAAAACGUCCACGCUUCGUUCGCAAACUCCCUGAUGCUCAUGAUGGUGGUGCAGAUUGUUUUGGGUGUCUAUUUGAAGUUGCAUCUGUCCAAGGGCAUCCACGGCCGUAUCCGCCGGUUUAUCGUGAUCGCGCACGGAGUGGUCGGCAAGGCGAUGCCAGUCGCGAGCUGGGUCCAGAUGCUCUUUGGGGGAAUUACGGCCAUGGGCUUCUGCCGGGAUGAUCACCUCGGCCAGUGUUUGGCUCACUUCAUCAUGGGCAGCGCUUUUAUCGCCUACGGGAUCUUGCUGACCAUCCUGCUCCUCGUUGGCCAGUACUGGUUGCGCCGCACCGGCCGCAGCCAGGAGUUCUUCGACUCGUUGAUUAUUGCUGCAUGGGGGUGUGUCAAUACUUUCACGGAACACCGGUGGGGAGGACCUUGGGUUCAUAACGAUCUGCAGCAUACGACCAUGGGUAUCGUUUGGUGGUGUGCCGGUCUUCUGGGCAUCUGGAUGAGCCGGAAGCGCAAUGGUCGUCCCAAGCGAAACUUGAUUCCAGCCCUGGUUAUUCUCCUCACUGGUUAUGCCAUGUCUGCGCACCCGCAGAACUUGAUGAUCAGCACCAUGAUACACACCAUCUUCGGCUACACGCUGAUGGCCGCCGGUGUUACCCGAAUCAUCGAGAUCUCCUUUGUGCUUAGGGACAAGGACACCGUCAGUGCGGAUGGUUCGGAUGCCAACAGUUUCCAAUAUCUGACCCCUUUCCUCCUGUACGCCUCGGGCUUCCUCUUCAUGGGCGCCACGGAGGAGCAAAUGCAGCUUCUGCACGAUGCAGAAAUCACACACGUGUCCUAUAUCCUGAUCCUGUACAGCAUCGCUUUCGUUCUCUUCCUGUUCGUCAACGUGCUCCUUCACAUCUACGCCGUCCAUGCCUGGCCCGAGUCCGCUAAGGCACCCCCGCGCACCGACGAAGCCGGCGAAGGCCCAUCCGGAUACGGGCCGCCCCGGUCUCAGCCGAACGGUCACCUCAUGAACGGCCACGCCCGCUCGGCAUCGGAGGCACGACACCUUCACGACGCCGAGGAAUUUGAACUCCAGGGCCUCAUCUCUGAUGAGGAGGAUGAUGGCAAGGUAGUUGGCGAGGACAGCCAUCCCAUGGGCCCUAGAAAGGUGGAGGAUGAGGAGAACUCCCCAUUAGUCGCCAAGGAGACGACAACGCAUUCAUAAGCCUGGGAAGUGGGACUUUCAACCCCUACCGAUCUAAGCAUUCGUCUAUGUCUUUGUCUUAUACAUUCUAACUUCAUCUUAUCUGUCGACCAAGGGCGAUGGAUUCCAAAAUCGGCUGCAUUUGCAGUAUCUCUCGGACUUGUGUAUAGGUUUCGUAUAAAUGGAUGUGAGCUCCUCUGUUCUCUUUUCUCUAUAUUCGCUUACUAGGCAUUUUGCCUUGCGAUCAUCCAAUAUCUAGUAGCAAUGUUUGUACUUUGGAUAGGUACAACUUGUGGUAGCUAGCAGGCGAUACUACGGUGUGUCUGUCUACAUGUAUGUCUACCUACAGAGUUUUACAGUAUAUCCCAGGAUUCCCGGAGGAAGGGUACAAAUGGCAAACCGCCCAUAAGAUUCAUUCAAAAAGGC
Messenger RNA from Aspergillus heteromorphus CBS 117.55, 2264 nucleotides. Its product is annotated as Ytp1 family protein. Lineage: Eukaryota; Fungi; Ascomycota; Eurotiomycetes; Eurotiales; Aspergillaceae. The coding region runs from base 324 to 1859 and encodes 511 amino acids. The record is from RefSeq and is a predicted model, not a curated record. The transcript is spliced from 5 exons.